CACUGGAGUUUUCUCUUAUUAUAAUGGAUGUUCAUAUAGUCUCAUCGAUCGACUCGCCCGAGUUCACUCACCUGACUCGGGCCCUGUCUCGAUCCACGCUCAUCGGACUCGACGCCGAAUGGAAGCCCAUUCGGUCACAACAGUCCACUUUCCCCAUGGUGACCCUUCUCCAACUCGCCUGUCAACUCGGAGACGACCCAGCCCAGUGGGACGAGUCGUUGGUCUUCUUGCUCGACCUCGCCUCAAUUCCCUUAUCUUCGAUAUGGGAAUUGUUAAAAGACGUGUUUGUUUCCCCAGAUAUAUUGAAAUUGGGGUUUAAGUUCAAGCAAGACUUAAUUUUUUUGUCUUCCACUUUUCGUGCCCAAGGAUGUGAUCCUGGCUUUGAUAAAGUGGAGCCCUAUUUGGACAUCACAAACGUCUACAAGUUUUUGCAACAUAAACAAGGGAAGAAGGUAUCAAAGGAUACAAAGAGUUUGUCAGCUAUAUGUAAAGAAGUGUUGGGUUUUUCUCUUUGCAAGGAACUUCAAUGUAGUGAUUGGUCACAUCGUCCUCUUACAGAAGAGCAGAUAAGAUAUGCAGCUACAGAUGCACACUGCUUGCUUGGAAUAUUCAAAGUCUUCCAGGCCAAGGUUGUCAAAGAAGGGCAUUCAUGUAAUAAAGUCAAGGAACUGCGUCAAUUUAAUGUUAGUUUAGGACUGAAAGAUAUUCUUGAGAUGCCUGAUGGUGAUAAUAAGCUUAUUGGGACCAAAUUUUGCAACGCACUUGAUAUUGUCCAGGCUACUGCAUCUUCUGAAGACUGUGAAAGAAUAGCCAAGGGAGUGGAGGUUAUCAGAAAAACUAAGCCUAUGGAUGAAUCUCUCUGGAAGAUAGUAAGAAAAUAUGGUGAAAAACUUUUGUUGCGAGAAUCUGAUAGAAUUCCUAAAACUUCGAAAAAGAAAGGAAAAAAAGGGUCCUUGAUGGUUGAUUGCAGAGAAAAGCAGCUAGAGAAUUCUGGUGACUGGCAAGGCCCCCCACCAUGGGAUAUUUCCUUGGGGGGUGAUGGAUGCCCUAAGUUUUUGUGUGAUGUGAUGGUUGAAGGCUUGGCGAAACAUCUACGUUGUGUUGGUGUAGAUGCCGCUAUUCCACAUUCCAAAAAGCCGGAACCCAGGGAGCUGAUAGAUCAAGCAUACAAAGAAAAAAGAGUGCUUUUGACUCGAGAUGCCAAGCUAUUGAGACACCAAUAUCUGAUAAGGAAUCAAAUAUAUAGGGUGAAGAAUCUUCUGAAAAACGAACAGCUACUGGAGGUAAUUGAGAUUUUCCAAUUGAAAAUUAGUGAGGAUCAGCUGAUGUCGAGGUGCACCAAAUGCAAUGGGAGAUUUAUCCAAAAGCCGCUGACAACAGAAGAGGCAAUUGAAGCUGCAAAGGGUUUCCAAAGAAUUCCUAACUGCUUGUUUGACAAGAAUUUAGAAUUUUGGCAAUGCAUGGAUUGCAACCAACUUUAUUGGGAGCUUGUUCUCGUACGAGCAUGAAUUAAAUCUUCAAUGGCAGUUAUGUCAAAUCCUUCAAUAUGUCAGGUAGGUUUCAGUACAUGGGAAAACAAAUCUACAGUAGACUUACCAUGUCAUACCUUCUCUUAUCGGUUCGUAUUUCAAAGGGGCUAGUGUGGUUCUCCUGUUCACGAUGCAGCCCCCCUGGACUAAAACCAUGGUCAUGUUGGCUCUAAAUAAUAAUUGUAGGCUUGGGGCCGAUCUCUCCAUAUGCUGACAUGGGGAAGGGGGUUAUCUAAAGGGUUUGGUUUUGUGGUGAACCCUAAACAACUGAAAUCAGCAUCAGCAUCACAAUCCCGAGCAGAGGAGGUCGUCCCUUGAGAUUUUUAUGUUCUUUAAGUUAAUCACUGUUAUGUAGAUUAUAAUAGCAGCAGAGACUAUAUUAAGUAAACAUAGUGAGUGAGAAUGCAAUUCGAUGCAUCUCAAGUAUGACUUUCGUGUGUCUAUUAUGCCUUAUACUGGGACCAAAUAUAUCUGCACUUGCUUGAACUAUAACAUUUUCAUCCUAUGCUGCACUUUUAUCUGGAAACUAUGAUCUGUUCAGUAAAUCUGCAACUAACCAUCCAUGGUUGGAUCUUAAGUAGCAAACAUUAUUAACGUCUUUGUAAAACUUUU
Molecule: messenger RNA, 2141 nt
Organism: Durio zibethinus
Lineage: Eukaryota; Viridiplantae; Streptophyta; Magnoliopsida; Malvales; Malvaceae
Product: 3'-5' exonuclease domain-containing protein
Biological process (GO): nucleobase-containing compound metabolic process
Molecular function (GO): 3'-5' exonuclease activity; nucleic acid binding
Source: RefSeq, a predicted model, not a curated record